UUGGCAUUUGCGGACGGCCAAUAAUAGUUCUCUCCGAAGGACCUCCAGUGGCCGAUAUUCUCAAAGAAAAUCCUUACUCUGUAGUGGUUUAAAUUAGUAUCAAUUUGUGGUCAAAGAAAACCCAUUAACUCAAAAGUGAUAAGAUUCUAGUGAAUAAAAUACGACCCCCUUGAGAAAACUGUUAAAAAAAGAACUUGUCCUUUCGGCGGCCAUUUUGAAUUCUCGCGAAUAGGGGGUGUUUUUCGCGUGUGGCUUUCCUCUGGGGGAGAUCAAAAAUGGUGAACGCAUAAAAUUACGAUAAAAGUUGAAUCGCCAAAUCGCGCCUAUCGGACAUAUCAUAGUAGCCUGUGAAAUUUUAUGUCAAACCAUUUGUUCAAGUGUGCAAUAUGAGAAGAUCUACGCCACCCUAUCCGGUAGUGGCAAGUGGCAGUGGUCAGGGUGAGGUCUACGAACAGGAUCCGGUGGAUGUGAAUCACCAGAUCAGGCAGCUCAAGCGGAAGCACAGUGAAGAGGAAUAUCCUUCGUAUUCGUAUCAGGAACAGGGUCACAAAAUUCGCAAGGAUAGCCAGCAGCUGCAGCUCGAAGAUGUGAAUCAGUUUCAAAUAUAUGGACAAGCAUUUCAUGGUUCGGCCGCAGAUUACCAGAUUACCGAUAGCGACGGCAACAAUAACCAAAAUCGCAUUCACCAAGAACAGCAGCAGCUAAGUUACAUUUAUGAUGUGUCCAGUGGGGGCAGCGGAGCGGUCGUUCCGGUCCCCCAUUCCCAGAUAAUCUCACAGGAUAUCCCAACGUCGAGCAAUGGAAUCGUUUUGACCGACAUCAGCUCGUCAACCUGGACCAGUACUCAGGAGCUGCUGGAUUUGGACCGCAAAGCGGCCUUAACGGUCGAAACGGAUAGCCACAAUAGCUUCCCGAUCACAAGUACCAACCAUCAUCAGCAGCAGCCGCCGCAAUCCCUGCAACAUAUUCAUCAGACCCACUUUCAUGGCCAGCAUCAGCCGCUCCAACACCACCAGCAUCAGCAUCAUCAUCAUCCUCCGUACGGAAACAAUCACCUUCCCAAAACCCAGGAGCUGACGAUCGUUACAUCGGGUAGUGGCAGGACUCCUCCGGUGAAUGGUAGUAUGGGCAGCGCACCGCGACGGGUGACCCCGGCACCUACUCCCGAUACGCCAGAGGACAUCGAGGACAAGAAUUUGUCCUGGCUGUUCAACUUCAAACUGGAUGAUUUGCCCCAUCUAUCGCCGGAAGCCAAACGUAAGCAAGGUCCAUCCAAGAACGCAUCGAAUGGUGGUAGUUCAGUCGGGAGUACAAGCCACAGCGUAGUCGGACUGCCAGAGACCGAUCAAAGUCGGGAUCGACCAGAGCAGUCGCAGUCGGUGGCGACAGCAGCAGCCAUCGAAGAUGAUGAUAUGAACGUGGCGGAGAUCAUCACCAUCGAGAAUAGCAAUACGACGAAAGUCACGAAGAAGCCGCCCUUCACCUACACCGAACUCAUCGAGUACGCCCUGGAAGACAAGGGAGAGUUGACGGUGUCCGGGAUCUAUCAGUGGAUAUCAGACCAUUUCCCAUUCUACAAAUCAAAUGAUGAUCGAUGGAAGAAUUCAGUGCGCCAUAAUCUUUCCAUAAAUCCUCAUUUUCGGAAAGGUAACAAGGCACCGCAAGGUGCUGGCCACCUGUGGACAAUAUCCAGUCGAGACUCGGAGGCCAAUUUCCUCGCCUGGGAACAUAAACGCCAACGCCUAGAACUCUUCUUCAAAAUGGAAGCUGCUAAUGCCAAAGGACAAAGAGAACCUCCCGCUGGAUCCCCUACACCUGAAGAGAUUGCGGCAGCCACUGCAAGCCUAGCACAGUACGAACCGCACUCUCCCAGUCACGGCUCUCUGAAUGACUCCCUCGAAUUCCAAAGCCCCCAGGCGGGAUCAUCCAGUCAGCACUUCCAGCAACAGCCGUCCCAGCAGCAACAACAGCAUGAACCUCUGUACACCACUAUUCAGAGUAAUCAGUUCGACGCGGUUCAGGGUGACGAACUGAAACGAUCCGCUGGGGAGAUUCUCAACGGGAUCCGCCGGAAUGUGGAAGUCCAAAUUGUUCACCCAAUCAACUCGAACAAUUUCCAGGCGUAUGCACUGUUGGAUUCAGAUUACUAUUUGGCGGAUUAUCUCAAUCCGGUGUCGAAGGAGGAAAUCGUUCAGGAGUGUGGACUUCGUUCUGCCGCCGGCCAUCGAGCGGAGGCUGCACCUUCGGCGGAUUACUACAUCACCACGAUCGAUCCGAUCGAGCUGGGCAUCAACAUGAGCUCGGGGCAGGACGAGGAUCAGAUACUGUUCGAGGACGACUUUAAUCUCAACUAUUUCGGAAACAAUAUUAUGACUUGACGGCGUGCUGGGAGUAAUGCUCAGCAGUCGCAACAACCACAGCAAAUCCAUCUUCAGCAGCAGCAACUCAGGGAUGAGAUUCCGACGAUUGGGGCUGUUGAGCCAGGAUACGUGACUAACGUGAUGAAUUGCCAGGAGAAGGAUCACGGUGUGGAGUAGAGUAUAGCCUAUAAAUAAUUCUAGUCUGUUCGUUCCAUUUUUUGUGCAUUAAUCUGUUUUAUUCGAGUGGUUUUGUCGAUGUUUAUGAGUUGAAUGAACAAGCAUUUUUAGCGAUAAUCAUAAUGUUAAUUGUGAUACGAAUCAUGUGUAAAGAAAUGUGUCAAGCGGAAAUUGCCAUGAGAGCUGCAAUAAACAACGAGUCUAGUCAAUAGUAAAAGUACAUUUUUGGUUUGAGGUAACUCCGAAAACUGUUGAUUGAUUCGCCAGAGUCAAUGCACAAACGUAAAUUUCUUAAAUUGAUCAUUCCAACAGCAAUGAAGUGGUAGAGGCGAAUGAACUGCAAAGUUUAAAGCCUCUUAAAAACAAAGAAUCAAUCAAUCAAUGAAGUGGGAAAUAUAGCUUGUGUAAAGAUGUAUCACUGUCUAUAAUUAUGCACUGAUACAAUUCUGAACAAUUUCUUACAACAG
Molecule: messenger RNA, 3004 nt
Organism: Toxorhynchites rutilus septentrionalis
Lineage: Eukaryota; Metazoa; Arthropoda; Insecta; Diptera; Culicidae
Exons: 7
Coding region: 387-2378 (663 amino acids)
Biological process (GO): regulation of DNA-templated transcription
Cellular component (GO): nucleus
Molecular function (GO): cis-regulatory region sequence-specific DNA binding; DNA-binding transcription factor activity
Source: RefSeq, a predicted model, not a curated record